UGGUGGGGCUCUCUUCUCCCAAAUGCACCGUGAGCUUUGGACGCUUACUGGGCUUGGGGUCUUGUUGUAGAGAUGAAGCUGCUCUUGGCCCUCGCUGGGCUCCUGGCCAUUCUGGCCCUGUCCGGGCCCUCUGAGGGUGCUGCUCCAGCUGUCCUGGGGGAGGUGGAGACCUCCGUGGUUGUGACCUGCAUGGAGGAGGCGAAGCGGCUAGUGGACAAGGCCUACAAGGAGCGACGGGAAAGCAUCAAGCAGCGGCUUCGCAGUGGUUUGGUCAGCCCCAUGGAACUCCUGUCCUACUUCAAGCAGCCCGUGGCGGCCACCAGGACAGCUGUGAGGGCUGCUGACUAUCUGCACGUGGCCCUCAGCCUGCUGGAGGGGAAGCUGCGGCCCUUGUGGUCAAGGCCCUUCAAUGUCACUGACGUGCUGACGCCCGCCCAGCUGAAUCUGCUGUCCAAGUCCAGCGGCUGCGCCUACCAGGACGUGGGGGUGACGUGCCCCAGUGGGGACAAGUACCGCACCAUCACGGGGAUGUGCAACAACAGGCGCCGCCCCACGCUGGGCGCCUCCAACCGCGCCUUUGCGCGCUGGCUGCCGGCGGAGUACGAGGACGGCGUCUCGCUGCCCUACGGCUGGACGCCCGGGGUCAAGCGCGGCGGCUUCCGGGUGCCCCUGGCUCGCGCCGUCUCCAACGCCAUCGUGCGCUUCCCCACGGAGCAGCUGACCCCGGACCAAGAUCGUUCGCUCCUGUUCAUGCAGUGGGGCCAGCUGAUUGAUCACGACCUCGACUUCACCCCUGAGCCGGCCGUGCGGGUCGCCUUCGUCAGUGGCCACAACUGCGAGAUCAGCUGCGUGCAGCAGCCACCCUGCUUUCCGCUCAAGAUCCCACCCAAUGACCCGCGAAUCAAGAACCAAAGGGACUGCAUCCCCUUCUUCCGCUCCUGCCCCGCCUGCAUGAGCAACAACAUCACCAUCCUCAACCAGAUCAACGCCCUCACCGCCUUCCUGGACGCCAGCAUGGUGUACGGCAGCGAGGACGAGCUGGCCAGGAAACUUCGCAACACGACCAACCAGCUGGGGCUGAUGAAGGUCAAUGACCGCUUCACAGACAACGGCCGGGCCCUGCUGCCCUUCGACAACCUGACCCAUGACCCCUGCCUCCUCACCAACCGCUCAGCGCGCAUCUGGUGCUUCCUGGCAGGGGACACCCGCUCCAGUGAGAUGCCCGAGCUCACCUCCAUGCACACGCUCUUUCUGCGGGAGCACAACCGGCUGGCCACAGAGCUCAAGCGCCUGAAUCCCCGCUGGGGUGGAGAGAGGCUCUACCAGGAGGCCCGGAAGAUUGUGGGAGCCAUGAUCCAGAUCAUCACUUACCGGGACUACCUGCCCCUGGUGCUGGGUCCAGAGGCCAUGAGGAAGUACCUGCCCAGGUACCGCUCCUACAAUGACUCGGUGGACCCUCGGAUCUCGAACGUCUUCACCAACGCCUUCCGCUUUGGCCACACCCUCAUCCAACCUUUCAUGUUCCGCCUGGACAGCCAGUACAGGCCCACGGGGCCCAACCCCCGUGUUCCACUCAGCCAGGUCUUUUUUGCCUCCUGGAGGGUUGUGCUGGAAGGUGGCAUCGACCCCAUCCUCCGGGGCCUCAUGGCCACCCCUGCCAAGCUGAAUCGCCAGAACCAGAUUGUGGUGGAUGAGAUCCGGGAGCGGCUGUUUGAGCAGGUCAUGAGGAUCGGGCUGGACCUGCCGGCUCUAAACAUGCAGCGCAGCCGGGACCACGGCCUCCCAGGGUACAAUGCUUGGAGGCGCUUCUGUGGGCUGCCUCAGCCCCAAACAGUGGGCGAGCUGGCCACCGUGCUGAAGAACAUGGACCUGGCGAGGAAGCUGAUGGCGCAGUACGGCACACCCAACAACAUUGACAUCUGGAUGGGCGGCGUGGCCGAGCCCCUGAAUGGAAAGGGCCGCGUGGGCCCGCUCCUCGCCUGCCUCAUCGGGACCCAGUUCAGGCAGCUCCGUGAUGGCGAUCGGUUUUGGUGGCAGAACAGGGGCGUAUUCAGCACGCGGCAGCAGCAGGCCCUGGCCAGUGUCACCUUGCCUCGCAUCAUCUGCGACAACACAGGCAUCACCACCGUGUCCAAGAACAACAUAUUCAUGUCCAACAAGUUCCCUCGGGACUUUGUCAGCUGCAGUCGAGUCCCCAAGUUGGACCUGGCUUCCUGGAGGGAGAGGGACUAGAGGCUGGGAGCUGCCUGGAGAGGAACUGGGGCACGUUGGCUCUUUUGUACCGUUUGUUUGUACCUGACAUUUAUGAUAAUAAAGUAGCACUGAUGGGGAUCUUUA
Molecule: messenger RNA, 2337 nt
Organism: Myotis daubentonii (Daubenton's bat)
Lineage: Eukaryota; Metazoa; Chordata; Mammalia; Chiroptera; Vespertilionidae
Gene: MPO
Product: myeloperoxidase
Biological process (GO): defense response to bacterium; response to oxidative stress
Molecular function (GO): peroxidase activity; heme binding
Source: RefSeq, a predicted model, not a curated record